UAUUCAUAAUUUUUUUUUAACUAGAUUAAAUCCAGAUGAUUUUAUUGUGGAAGAAGAAUAUGAGGAUGAUGAUGAUCUAAGCCAGGAUGAAGCAGAUGAUUUUUCUGAUGCUGGUUCUGAUUUAAGUGAAACAUCAAGUCCAGAUAAUUCUACACAAAAACAAAAGAGUUGUCCAAAAUAUAUGGUCAAGAAAUUGGAAGAGUAUGAUGAUUUUUUUUCUUCUUUGGAGCAAAAUAGUCCAGAAAACUUAAAUACUGCCAAAGAGAAAAUAGAAAAGAAAAUGGAAGAGUAUGAAGAAGACCAAAUUGGGCCUUUAGAGGAUGAAGAGAUCUUUGGCUAUCUCACUGGUGAAAAUGAACAUAUUGAUUACUAUCUAGGAAAAAAGAAACUGCGAGAGGAAGAUCUUGAAAUAGGAAAAUGUGAUGAUACAUUAAGAGAGAAAAUUCUGAAGUACUCUGAGGAAGAUCAUGUAGAAAAGCUAAUUGAAAUUGUCACUGAACAUCCCGUUGAAUUCGACUGUGAAUCUAUUAUAAGUACAUAUUCUAACAAAUACAAUCAUCCAUCAAUAAUUAGGGAAGAAGGAAAGAUAAGAAAAAUAAAAAUACCCAAUAAUCCACUACAAAAGCAAUUAACGAAAAGCAAGCUAAAACAGUUAGAAUCAGAAUCCGAAAGUGAAGAAUAUUCAGAUGAUGAUGCUGUCUCUGUAGCUUCAACUAUAAAUAUAAGACCUAAAGGAGAAACUCCUGAACAAAGACUUGAAAGAAAAAAGUUCUUUAAACAAGUGAAAAGCGAAAAUCGGAAAUUGAAAAAAGAAAAUAAAAUUGCUUUCAAGAAUGAGAAGAAAUUCCAACAAACCCAAGCAAUGAAUGUUCAAAAUAACAGAGGAAUAAGAUUAUUCUGACAUCUUUUAAACCUGUAUAAAACUUGUUAUAAAUUGUUUUUAAUAUAUUAUAUCGUUUAUUAAGAUGGAA
Messenger RNA from Parasteatoda tepidariorum (common house spider), 971 nucleotides. The record is from RefSeq and is a predicted model, not a curated record. NCBI's taxonomy places the organism in Eukaryota, Metazoa, Arthropoda, Arachnida, Araneae, Theridiidae.